UUCCUUGCUUGUGGGUGUAACUGUCCUGAUAAAGAGUUGAAGGACUGUGUUAACAGGCCAUCUCAAUCUUGAAUCUGAGUUUCAGGUGACUGUGAGGAAUUCUGAAGUAUGACACAAUGAUAGUAAAGAAGGUGUGAGUUUAUCUUGGAUUUACUUUCCUGGUAGACCCUGAAUGGGAAUAUUCAGCAGCCUGUGAUGGACUACUAACAACAUUAAGCUUCCUCUCAUCCGCAGCGACAACAAACUUAACACACGAAAAUAAUUUUGUAUCCUGAGGAGUCACCUUUGGUUGGGGGGAGGGGGGCUCUUCCACAAUGAAGGAUCGCUUGGCAGAGCUACAGCAGAGGGCUCAAGACUUGUCUGAGGCAGCGAGUGAGAAUGUCACCCCUUUCUCAGUGGUGGCUGAGAAUGAUGACUCUACAGUGGGGGUCAUAACACCACAGGCUGUCUUGUUUGAGGAGGAGCCAGUCAUUGAGAAUUUCCUGUCUGAGGCUCAGCAAAUCCGAGAUGAUAUCACAGUGCUGGAGACAGAGGUCCUUAAAUUCAGCCAGCAGCAAAAGACCCUGGUGGCAACAAUGCGUCGUUUCAGCGUGAUGAAAAAAGAGAGCAGUAUAACUCGGGACAUCAAGCUUCAGGCUGAAAGCCUCCACCGACGCUUAGAUACCCUUUCAAAACAGGUCCAAAGGACUGAGGCCCAGCAGGGACCUAUUGCUGUUACAACAAGAAUACAACGUUCCCAGCAUGCAGCACUGUACCGCAGAUUCCAGCAGGUAAUGCUGCAGUAUAAUGAAGGUCUGCUGACCAAGCAGGAGCGCUGUAAGCACUUCAUUAUCCGGCAGCUGGAGGUAUCAGGAAGGGAUGUGACGGAGGAGGAGGUGGAUGAGAUGGUGGCCACAGGAAAAUGGGAGGUCUUCAAUGAGAACCUGCUGAACGAUGCCAGAAUCACUCGGUCCCAACUAUCUGAGAUUGAGCAGCGACACAGGGAGUUGUUGAGCCUGGAGAACAAUAUGAAGGAGCUAAGGGACCUGUUCAUGGACAUUUUCAUGCUGGUGGAGGAACAAGGGGCCUAUAUCGAACACAUCCAAACCAAUGUGGAGAAGACACAGGAUUACGUGGAUGCAACUAAUGAGAAGUUCAAGUUGGCCGCCAGGUACAAGAAGAAGAACCCACUUCGACAGCUGUGCUGCUGCUGCUGCCCUCCCUGGAGAUGCUGCUUAUAAAACACGUGUUUUUUUUAACUACUCUGGCCAUUACAAUUAAUAUUUCAGAUGUCUCGCUUACCUUUUGGGAGUAAGCAACGCGUUUGAUUCAGGUGCCAUUAAUGUGAAGGUUAUGGUACUGCAGUUGUUGCUGUUGAACAGAGUGACACUGAAGACAGAUUCAGCAGAGCAUGGAAAACAAUUAAGGGGAAAGGCCAGAAUCGGUAUUUGAAGCACUUGUUUCUUUCAAGAGGAUGUGAUGCGCUUGCUAUUGGAAGAGACAGUUCAGUGAGUGCUACUCACCAACACUGCUGCUUAUUGGAGACCUUCACUGUCAUCUGACAGAGGUCAUGAACAAGGCGAGACCACUGCCACUGCCAGAUCAGCAAGAUAUUUCACCUUUUUUUUCCCCAAAAGAGCCUUUCAUCUUUUUUCUGCUUCAGGAGCAACUAGCUAAUGGUCAUUUAUUUUUUUUUUUAUAUACAAUAUGUGCACUUUAAGACUUAUCUAUUGUGUUUCUACUCUGUUCUCUGCAGAAACUAGAACUUAACAUGAUGUAUUAAGAGUUGCUAAGAGAUUUUGAGCCAUUAUGUAUUCAUUUCAUUUUCAGUCCACGUGCUGAUGAAAAAAAAUGAACUUGUUUCACAGUCAGUCAUUAGUCUCAUUUGCAUUUCAAAGUAUCCUUUUAAAUGGAAAAAAAAAAACCCCAACGAUAUUCCUUUUUUCCUUACACGGAGGCAGGGAUUGAAGAAAACGAGUCUUGAUCAAAAAUAUUUUUGCCAUGGUGACAAAACUACAGAAAAUAGAGAUGACAGAAAAUGUCAUCUGUUUAAAUAUAAGAUGGUAGAUUUAAUUCCUAGAGACUGGUUUUGUAUUUUAGAGUGGAAAUUGGGUGUAUGAUGACACUUCAGGUUUAAAUGACUGGUAUCCAUACUCAAUACUACAAUCAUUAUCAUUAAAUUUUGUCGCAUAAAAUUGAAGCAGCAUCUCGAAAAUGUGUGAUAAGGUCUCGUCCAUGAAGGAGUACCAGCAGUAUGAGCUAAAAUUCAACAGAUUGACAGACUCAUUUGCUGUCAGGUAAUCAUUACUGUUUCACUUUAAACUACACGUUGAGUUGAAAAUACCAGCUUAUUUUCUCUGCUGGGAUAAUUAAUUAGUAAUUCAUUUCGGGAGCUACACUCACUUCAUACUUGAUCUCACGUACUGGCAGAAUGGCUCUAAUUUAGCCUCUCAUCAGCUGUGACAGUGAUGUUCUUUACCGACUCAGUGAUCCAUGGUGUCGGGUAUCCGGGACAAAAUACAGGUGGACUGGGUGUUCCAGAGCCAGACUGGAAAAUCUGGUUUGCCUGCUGUUCCAAGGUAGCUUACAGACAGCUACUGCAUAUUCCUGCAGGGAACAGUGUGUCAACAGAACCGUUAACUUGUAGCAGAUGGUAAGAAGCCUCACUUUGGUUAGCUAGUAUUCUUUCUCAAUAAAAUGACAGGCUUUUUAACUUUAGCUUGAGUAAAGUUUAAAAAAGCUGAAAUUAUUGACAGGAGUGUCAAAAACAUCCUUCAGUCAAUUUCAUCAACCUCUGCAGGAAACAACAUCUCAGUGACACGACAAGAAAGAGUCCUCUCAAUGGAGCGCUUCAUUUAGGUUAACUAUUAUUUACCCUGCUCCCUCAGGUCUUGCAGAAGAACCAGGUGUGAUGCUUGUGCACUGAGGUGCUUCUGUUCGACUGUCUGGCUGGAAAAGUCAUUCCUUAAAUCUGAUCUUCAGUGUUGCAUAUCAGUCUCACCCUGAUUAGAAGAAGAUUUUAAAAGAAGGGCGUAAAAAUAUCAUAUAUGCAAAUCAAAUAAUAAUAAUAUAUUUUAAUUCGGUGCAGCACACUUUCUAAACCCCCCCCCCCCAACCCAAACAUGAGGAAGAAAAAUGAAAUACUGCCACAAAUUGCAGGGUUCUUGAACAGCAACAAUGCCAUCCAGUGUUCACUGUGAUAAUUGCCAGUUAAAAAAUAAAUUACCACUUAUAUAGGGCUAUAGGGCUUAUUUCAAUUUAGGUAACAAUGCAGAUGUACUAUUCACAAAACAGGAGGAAAUUCACUCUCAGAAGUUCUUAGAAUAAAUAUAUGGAUAUCUUUGUGGUGCUGUCAGUCAUUACAAACAGCUGAUGAAGGUCAUUAGUCAAAACAACAGAACAUUACUUGCCUCGAUUGCUUGGCAAAAUAGACGACUCUCAGACAACAAACGUGACUCUCUCCAAACCCUUCUGAAUUAUCUGACAGGCUGCUGUUGCUUUUUUCAUUUUAAACAUGUGUUUUGUGAAUGUCUUGUUAUCUCAAGGAGAAAAUGAUUAGACAAGCCAAACUAUUUUCGCUCUAUCAUCUCAAAGAAGCGAAUGAAUCACAGGAGGAGCUGUCAUAAUACAGAAACAUGCAGCAUAUCCACAGUCACCAUCGCAGAGAAAAGUAGGAAUAAAUUGAUUGGAAAUUAAGUGGAAUUUCUACAAACAUGAUAACAGCAGAGCAGGAGGGAAGGAGAAGUGCCUGCAGACCUGAGAGAAAGCUUCUGGGGCUGAUAGCAGCCGUCCUUGAGAACAGCAGGCCACGAGAGACUGCACAGUGGUCAGUUCAGGAACCUCUGGACGGCUGACCCCCAGGCAGGUCAGCCAGAGUCACCAGCAUUUUGUCCCCCCUGUGAGGCAGGGGAAGUAAGUGAGCUGCUCUUUUCCCAGAAUCACACUGCUUCACAUUCACACAGCCUGGGAGCUGCUCUGUGCAACAGCAGUUUUCUAAUGCUGAUAUGCUCCAUUGUGGAUUUGUCUUUGUUUACCACCAGCUCUGACCUUCUUAUCCAGUAUUCCUUCUGAAAUCCCCUGGUCAGGAACAGUCAGGACUUUGUUGUUGUUCCCCACCGAAUUAAAUUUAAUAUGUGUUUUGUCUACAUGCACUAUUGUGCGCAUGAAGAGCAUCUGUUUCAACAUGUGAUCGCCUGAAGGCAAGUAAAGAUCCCUGCCACUACUUCUGUCAUCAUGAAAUUGUAUUUUGCUGUUCAUUACUCAUCACUGUGUGGCUGUGUGGGCUAACAAACUCAAAAGACGUAAAUGGUUAUGAUUUAGUCUUAGAUCAUUAAAGCGAUUCCUGGCAAAUUCCUAUUUUCAAAUGCCUAAAUAUAAUAUAACAACAGAAUCGUGAUGCAGGUUAGGUAAAGAAAUAUUAUUGUAAUGCAUGGUUGAAAUAUGUCUUUUUAUCUGUGACCACAUAUUCAUCCUGAGUGCCUCUGGCCACUUUCCAAAUGAAGCCCUCAAUCACUUCUGAUUUAAUGAUAAUGUGAACAUCUGAGACACAUAAGAGUUUAUGAUGCUGAUCAUGGCUGACAGAGAUACAGUGACAUCUCUAUGUGACUGCGUUCUGUAGGAGUUUCUUCUAUCUGCCCUGUCAGUCACAACAUGGAUCCAAAAGACUCUAUGAACAACAUCAAAGCAGCCCUCCUGUGAGUAACACCAGCUGUGGUUAGAGAGAGCUGCCAUUAUUUUACUGCCUGGUUUUAUCACUCCCAUCAAAAUCUGAACAGAGAGACAUCAGGACCUUCAGAAAGUGAUAAAUCAAAGAAACUGUACAGCAAGUCUCGCAGCAGUAGUAGCAGUUCAAGUACCAACAAUCAUACAAUGCACUGAUAUAGUCUUCAAUCUGCUCAAUGUAAAAUAUUAUUUCAAAGUUGUAAGACUGCAAGAUUUUUCCUGUUGAAUUAUUUUCUGGUUAGAAAUUGUUCAAGUAAUCAAUAAUCCAUACAUAUGUUCAACUGGGAGUUGGGUGAUGUGCAGUGCUAGAGUUUACCUUUGGUUCUUAUAGAUGAUGUUUGAUUUGACUGAAAAUGGCCAAGAGACUAACUGUCUUUCUACACAUGAAUCUAAGCCACUGAUCUUGAAGACCAGCAUAGCCACAGUGCAUGUAAAACUCUUUUCUGAUAAUAUAGAAGUAAGUAGGAUCAAACUGUGGAAAUCAAUAAAGAAACUAGCCAUCUGGGA
Messenger RNA from Scatophagus argus, 5208 nucleotides. It is a transcript of the gene stx19, whose product is annotated as syntaxin 19. Lineage: Eukaryota; Metazoa; Chordata; Actinopteri; Scatophagidae. Gene Ontology annotation, biological process: exocytosis; intracellular protein transport; synaptic vesicle fusion to presynaptic active zone membrane. The transcript has 5 exons. Gene Ontology annotation, molecular function: SNARE binding; SNAP receptor activity. The record is from RefSeq and is a predicted model, not a curated record. Bases 315 to 1220 code for a protein of 301 amino acids. Gene Ontology annotation, cellular component: presynaptic active zone membrane; plasma membrane; endomembrane system.